Molecule: messenger RNA, 2802 nt
Organism: Mytilus californianus (California mussel)
Lineage: Eukaryota; Metazoa; Mollusca; Bivalvia; Mytilida; Mytilidae
Exons: 10
Coding region: 217-2487 (756 amino acids)
Biological process (GO): urea transmembrane transport
Cellular component (GO): plasma membrane
Molecular function (GO): urea transmembrane transporter activity
Source: RefSeq, a predicted model, not a curated record
UACUUUCCAUCAAAGAAUAUAACCAAAGUAAAGUAGUUUACCUUCUCCAUUAAAUACCAGAGGAAAUUGAAGGAACUAUCUAAAAACCAUCUUUUAUUUCUUUCUGUGUGACAAAAAGAGCACUAUUUACGACGCGAUUAUAAUGUUGGAUUGUACAGGUAUAUUAAAUCGACAUGUUUAUCCGGAUCUUUCAAUCAUUUUUCUACAGAUGAAAAAAUGAAAUUGGUAAUUCUUCUUGUGUUCCUGGCACGGAAUAUUUUUGCCAGUAACUCGUCUUGUCGGCUUACGUCACUCAUCAAUGAAAAACAAUCGAAUAUCACGCCAGUUCUUGAAAAACAUGAAGCUCUUCUUUUAAUGUUCCUUGGCUUUGGAGGUCUAUCGAUCACCUUAGGGAUAGUCCACUUUGCAGUUCGCCGAUAUAUUUAUCGAGAUGCACACAGCUUAGAUACAGUUUUUGAUGCCGGCGGAAAAGUUACCUUAGGUCUUACAGCUGUCACAGUGACCUCUCAAAUGUUAUGGCCGGCUGACUUCCUACAAAGUGCUACGAUCAUGAGUAAGUACGGACUAGGAGGCUCAUUAUUUUUUGCAGUAGCCAUUGUGUUGGAUAUUUUAAUGUUCCCAGUUCUUUCGUUAACACUUAAGACAAGGGCACCAGGAGCUAAAACUUUUCUACAGAUUAUUUGCGCACGCUUUGGAAAAGGAGCACACAUUGUGUUUUGCUGUAUUGCACUAUUUGCCAAUAUGAUAACAGUGAUGGCUCUUAUUUUAGCAGCCAAAGCCGCUAUGAAUGUUCUAGUGAAGGAUGUUUCAGAUGAAAUGAUUCUUCUCUUGUUGGCUUUCCUAUUUGGUUCUUACUGUCUUAUUGGUGGACUUGGUACUACCUUCUAUAUAUCAUAUUUUAACACUGCUUUAACAUUUGUCAGUGUACUAGUGUUUAUUGUACACGUAACAUAUAAAGAGACUGACAACAUUUUCACAAAGAAGGAAAAUAUAUACGAGGCCAUGAAAUGUAUACACGCUCCAGAUGGUAAUUAUGAAAACUCAUUUUUGACAUUUAGAUCUCGAGGAGGUGUGAUAUAUGGAGUAGUGGUGUUUCUUAUGGCAACAUCAUUGAGUUUUUGUGACCAAGCUCAUUGGCAAAGUCGAAUUGCAGCUAAGCCUGCUCAGGGUGUUGCAGGCUUUUUCAUCGCUGCCUACCUGUGGUUUGCUAUUCCAUUAACGAUAACCAUUACAUCAUCCACCUUAUACAUGUCCAUGAGCUAUCAGAAUGGAACUCAUCUGUUGAGCUCUUUUGAUGUAGAUUCUGGCUUUAUUACUCCAUUUGUAAUGGAAUCUGUAAUGGGUAAGACAGGAGCUUACAUGUUGAUUACCAUGAUAACGAUGGCAUUGAUGUCCACGGGAUCAGGGGAAGUAAUGGCCGUGUCAUCGAUAAUAGUUUAUGAUAUUUAUAAAGUUUACAUCAGUCCAUACAGGAAAGGUAUUGAUAUAACAAACUGUCCAUUAUGCGGGAAAGAAAGGAAGCAUACAGAUGACACAGGAAACUCAGACCAGAUCUGUAAAUGUCCCUCUGUAACUACAUGUAAAGCCUGUGAAAAUGAUGUCAUGGUCAGACUGAAAGCUCAGCAUUUUAUGCAUCCUUACGAAUGUAGUGUUCAUGGCCGGUAUCGACGAUAUGAAGACGAACUAUUACACUACAAAACCUGGUGCAUGAUAUGGGUGACAAUUGGCAUAGUUCCCUAUGGACUUAUUAUUGUUAACCUCGGCGUGAAUUUAAACUGGGCUGUUUUCACACUGCAGGGUGUCUAUAGUGCAUUUCUUUGUCCACUACUAAUGUCUAUUGUAUGGUCAAAAUGUACAGCAAAAGCAAUAAUUACAGGUAGCAUAAUGGGAAUAUUUGCAUAUGUUGCUGGAGUACUAAUUGUAGCCGAAUUAGUGUAUGAAGGAGGAUUAGGUAACUUUCUAACCAAUACUUCCUCAGAUUACAGCUUAUUAGGGGGAAUAACUUCCGCUGUAAUCAUGAGUGUCAGCUGCACAAUAAUCAUAUCGCUCUGUACUCAUAAUAUCAAGACAAAACAGGAUGCUGAAAGGGUUUGGGAUAAAACUCUUUCUAUUGACAAUCCUCUAAAUCCUUGGAGGAACGUUUAUAAAGAAGAAUUUGCCAGUAUAAAUGUUUCAGAAGAUACAAAAGUAAAUACAACCCAUAUGACCAAAAUUUUCAGAAGUGCGAGAAUACUGGCAGUAGUGGGUGGUUUGAUAAGUUUUGUUAUAUUCGGAGUCGUCAUUCCUGCCAACGUUUUAUCAUUAGAAAUAUUGACUUAUGAUCAGUUUUCAUCAUGGUCGUUCGCCUGUCAGAUUUGGGUAAUGAUUGCCGCAACAGUUGCAAUUGUGGUGCCUCCAAUCGAGGAAAUAGUUCAGAUAGUAAGAUACUAUUCCAGGAACAAGUCAAACGAGUCUGUUAGCCAGAAGUAUGUGCUAUCUAGCAAAUAAUGGCAGAUAUAGCAUUUUGAGAGUUACUGUAUGGAAAAAUAUUAAUUUGGUAGUUAUUGCAGUGAAAAUAAUAAUUUGGUAGUUAUUGCAGUGAAAACAACAAUUUGGUAGUUAUUAUAGUGAAAAAUAACAAUUUGGUAAUUAAUGUAGUGAAAACUAACAAUUUCUUUCUUAUUAUAGUGAAAAAUAACAAUUUGGUAGUUAUUUUAGUGCAAAAUAACAAUUUGGUAGUUAUUGUAGUGCAAAAUAAGAGUUUGACAGUUACUGCAGAGAAAAAUAUAAUCGGAUUUUUUUAUAUUAAAAAAUAGGUAGCUA